Monascus purpureus is the source of this 639-nucleotide messenger RNA. Lineage: Eukaryota; Fungi; Ascomycota; Eurotiomycetes; Eurotiales; Aspergillaceae. The record is from the annotation of a GenBank genome assembly.
GGGUACGGCACGUGACACCCCGGUUGUUUUUGCGGCUCGUUUUCCCGCUGAGGUAAGCGGUCUGCGCCAACCUCGAAAGAACGCCCAGUGCCGGCAUCAUCGUGGAAGCUCAAGCCAUCCCCCGCGACAGCAUUGCGUCCUUGCCUCGAUUUCCCCUGGGGACGCUGAUUAUCUUUUGCUGAAGAAGCAUCUUGUCAAUUGAACCAGAACCCCGAACCUUGCGCGCAAUGGCCCUCACCAAAUACGCCUUCACCAAAGGCUUGAAGGAACUCCGUUUCCUUUUCUGCCAUACAUCAGAACACAGCGCAGCGACGAGGUCCUUCCUCCAGCGAGCAUAUCCCACCAUGAAGAGACAUAACCCCUACACACCCAUCCUCAUGCGCGAGGCUCAAGGCACUCCGCCAACGCUAUAUGCCAGAUACGAAUUCGGAAAGGAGAAGCGGGAGCCUCUGGAUGGCCUCUCGGAUAAGGAGAUCGAAGAGAAAGUUAGAGCACUGGCGUUGUCUCAUUCGUGAUGAUAGAUUGACUGUUUUGCCUUUCUUAUAAUCCGAUGUGACUACUGUAUAUGAUCACACAAGUCAAUCUGCCUUUUCCUGCCGAGUUUAUGUUGCGUCGAGAUAGAUGAAUCGAAGCGUGCCU